CUUACUCAUCAAAAAUCAAUGACGAAUCAUCACAGAUUAUAUUAGGGUUUUAUUCGAUUGCACGGAUUCGUGUGGUGACAUCACGUGACGUAGUGUCCAUCACUGUCUCUUCUCUGCUGCGUUUCUUGUUCACGAGAGAGAGAGCGACUGUAGAGGUUCUAGAGAGAGAGAGAGAGAGAGAAAAUGGAGACGGAGACGGAGACGGAUGAAGAAAUGGAGAUGGAGGAGGAGCCAAUGGUGUUCGAAGUGACGGAAAUCGAUUUGGAGUAUGAGUUUGAUGCUGCUCGUUGGUACGAUUUCACUCGUGAGGAGUUACCUUUGGAGUCUCGUGUUGCUCAACUCUGGUUCGAGACCGCUCAAUCAUACCCACCGUCUCCUUUUGCAAACAAACUGUUAAUGAUGGAGAGAGAGGAGAUUUCUGAUGGCAAGACCGAGCCUUCGUCAAAAUCAGAAGAUGGAGAGGUUACACUUACAGUUACAGCAGAUGUCCAAGAAAGCGAUAGUGAAAUCAGGCAGCAACCAGAUGUGAAUGAAACAGGAAAUGGAAUGGGGUCUGGUGUUUUUACCUUCAUUCAAGGUGGUGAUUUGAAGAAAGUUCCAAAUGAGUACUUACAUAAAGGACCAACAUUUAGCAAUCGAAUACACACCGUUAAACUAAAAUGCCAACGAAACUCAAGCACCAGGGCAGCACCUAGAAGCUCAACGUUGAUGAAACCUACUGCUAGCCAAUUGGCAAAACAAGAUAAUGCUAGACACCGUAUGCAAGUGGAUGAAAUUAAGAAGAAAGGCUUGUGUCCUUCAUCUGGAUCUGAAAUCCAUGCUUCUAAAAGACAGAAGCUCGAUGGAGGUUACUUCACAAGGUAGAGUGUUGCUGAAACGGCUCAGGAGAUUAAUUUUGUCCACAAGGCACUUAAGAAGGGCGGAAGUCUUGAUAGAAACUCACAAUAUGCCAGGACGAAGAUUACUAUCCCACAUGAGCCUGAUUUUGCAACAUCACAUAGAGCAAAUAGUAGACGGCACAAGAACGAUGCUACAUUGGACCAGGACCCAACAUCAGUAUAUAGAUUCAAAGCACGCCCCUUUAACCGAAAAAUCUUUGAGGCUCCAUCAUUGCCCAUUCGGAAGAAGAGCACUCCUAAACUACCAGAAUUUCAAGAAUUUCACUUGAAGACCUCAGAGAGAGCUAUGCACCAUUCAUCAGCAGUAUCAACAGGGAAUAAUUAUUAUAAGGGGUCAGAUAAGCCUGAUACGACAGCUAUUCCUGACGGUGUUAACAGGGAACCAAGGAGAGCAAGAGCUGCGGAUAUACCUAAAGAUGAUGAUAGAAAACACCAUUUCAAAGCUCGUCCUCUUGACAAUAAGAUGCUUUCAAGUAGACGAGACAUUGGCAUUUUCAGAAAAAUCAAGCGAGAAACUACUGUUCCCUUGGAAUUUAGUUUUCGCUCGGAAAAAAGAGUUCAACCAAAUUUGCCAACAGACCUUUUUAGUAAGCUCUCAAUAAAGUCCGAGCUCCAGCCAAACAAUGGAUCUCGAUUAAGAUUUCCUCAGCCUGAACAAGCUCAAAGGAAAAUAGACCCAACUCCUUUCAAGCAGGAAAUGAAAGAACAAGCAAGGUUACGGGAAAACCGAGCGGUAUAUGGACCACUGGGAGGUAAGCUACAAUCAGCAUCCGGUGCAACUAAACUAACAAGAGCGUAGGCAUUGGAUGAUCAGCUCCUUAUUUUUUUUGUACAUCAAGACUUGGUUUUCUUAGGGUAAUAACUACUCUGAAAUGAAGGCUAACAUUAUGAAGAAAGAACUAAAAUGUGGUGUAACAUUAUAGUCUUGUGAAUUUUGGCAAAAGGGAAAUGUAUAUU
Messenger RNA from Eutrema salsugineum, 1856 nucleotides. RefSeq names its product protein TPX2. Gene Ontology annotation, biological process: mitotic spindle assembly; regulation of mitotic spindle organization; activation of protein kinase activity. NCBI's taxonomy places the organism in Eukaryota, Viridiplantae, Streptophyta, Magnoliopsida, Brassicales, Brassicaceae. The transcript is spliced from 18 exons. Gene Ontology annotation, cellular component: nuclear microtubule; mitotic spindle. The record is from RefSeq and is a predicted model, not a curated record. Gene Ontology annotation, molecular function: protein kinase activator activity; microtubule binding.